AGAAUUAGGAAAGCGUUAUACGAUAAGAGGAGAGGUAUCGGUAUAGCUGCUGCUGUAGCUACCGGUACAUAUUUCAUCUGCCAAUAUCUCAGUUCAAAGUUAUCCGAGAUACAGGAUCAAUCUGAGAGGGAUAGAACAGCAAGGGAUACAUUGCGUCGUAAGUUCUAUCAGACGUUGCAAGACUGCACAUUCACGGUUAUGGCGUUAUUACCGUCGGUUGAUAAUGAAAUAGACAGAGCAUUCAAAGUACAAACAAUAACAGAAGAACUUAAGGAACGCUCAAAGAGUUCUACUUUAUCGAGUUCCGGUGUUAUUUCAGAAAAGUCACUCGCACCAUCUUCUGAUAACGAUACAGGAAGCGCACCAGCAAUGCAGACAGGCCCAUUAUCCACAGAUUCCUCAGCUUUAUCAUUUAACGACCAAUCAACUACCGCAUCGUCAAACGGCGAUUCUUCCCCAGAUUUACCAAAGAGUCCAAGCAAGAUCUCAGAAUUGAAGUUAAAAUCGAAGAAGGAUCUAUGGGAAGACCUUAAAGUUGGAACAUUUUCUCAGUCAAUUACUAUUCAUUAUGCUGUCACUUUACUAUCAUUGCUUACUCACAUUCAGUUGUCACAUCUGGGCAGAGAAGCAUACGUCGCACAACUGCGCGCUUUAGCUAGAUCGAGGGCACCAGUACCAUUCGAUUCAGUCGAUGAUAACGAUACAUACGACAAGACAUACUUGAGCUUGACUUGGUGGUUCAUCUACACAGGUCUUCCUAGACUUUCUCAACGUGUCAAGGCUGCUGUUGAUGAAAUCAUUGGUCCAGCUACGCUCAGAGAUUUAGUUGAUGGCGACUCAAUCAAUGUAUGGAUCGAUCAAGUUAGAAAUGCAAUUGAAGGUGGUCCUAUAGAAGAAUUACUUGAGGAUUUAUUCCCUAUGACAGAUAAGUCACUUAUGGUUACUUUAGACAAUAACCAUCAGCUGAAUACUGGUGAACUCUUCAUAGAUUUGGUUCAACAAACCCGUGAUUCUUUACAGACUGCUGACUUCAAGAAAAUACUAAGUGAAUGCCUGAAUAAGAAUUUCUCAUCAUUAUCCGCAUCUAUAUCACAGUUACAGGAGGGUAAAUUGGCAUCACAAUUACCUAAGAUUAAGAAACUCGGUCAGAGUUCUUUGCAAUCUGUACCAAAUGACUUAGUAGAGAACGUUUCCAAUUGCGAUGACCUUCUCACUUUAGACGCUCUCAUUCAGACCAAUUAUGAGACUUCAAUUGACAAGUUCUAAUAAGAUCUACUUACAUUCCAGAGGAUACUUCGGCCAUGCAGCGGAAUGCUGCCGAAAUGAGGACGAAACGACAAUUUUAAGGCGAAUACCAUAAUUAUAUGAUAAUUCUUGUAAAUUUUAACACUCGCUGAAACCAUUCAUGUAUAUUGUUUAAUCCAUAGUUUCAUAGUUAC
Wallemia mellicola CBS 633.66 is the source of this 1439-nucleotide messenger RNA. RefSeq lists its product as hypothetical. Gene Ontology annotation, molecular function: protein-macromolecule adaptor activity. Gene Ontology annotation, cellular component: peroxisomal membrane. Bases 199 to 1266 code for a protein of 355 amino acids. The transcript is spliced from 2 exons. The record is from RefSeq and is a predicted model, not a curated record. Gene Ontology annotation, biological process: protein import into peroxisome membrane. Lineage: Eukaryota; Fungi; Basidiomycota; Wallemiomycetes; Wallemiales; Wallemiaceae.